AUGGUUCAGAUCAAGACCCCAUCCGUCUCUAUGCUUCUCGCAAGUUUGACCGCUAUGGGCGCCGCUAUCGGUUGCUCCGCGGCAACUGUAACCAACAGCCUCUUGCUUGCCGAAGUAGCCAACCAGCUAUCUAUCCCAGCAUCGACAUGGUCCGCCAACGGCACGCACACAGCGAAGGGGUACACCAGCAAGUCCGCCGAAACAGCCUAUAUCGAUGGCCUGAAGCAAGACUGCGAUAACAUCAAUCUGAACAAGAAGCUUGCCACCGACUUCCGCAGCGACGUCCUCGGUGCGGGCGUGAUCGGAUUCUUUUAUAAGUGCGAGAAGAUCAGUGACGAUACGAACAAGUACUGGUUCACUAUCAGUGCUGGAGACAAGGCUCAGAUUGAUCAGCUUUGCGAUCAGGAUACUACCUAUCCCAUUGUCUAUGAUCAACAGCACAAUACUUGGUUUAUUGAUGAGCCUUUUGAUUGCACUCGUCGUACCAACCCCACAGACUUUUUCUAG
This is a messenger RNA of Penicillium canescens, 507 nucleotides long. RefSeq lists its product as uncharacterized. Bases 1 to 507 code for a protein of 168 amino acids. NCBI's taxonomy places the organism in Eukaryota, Fungi, Ascomycota, Eurotiomycetes, Eurotiales, Aspergillaceae. The record is from RefSeq and is a predicted model, not a curated record. The transcript has a single exon.